Molecule: messenger RNA, 1259 nt
Organism: Eruca vesicaria subsp. sativa (arugula)
Lineage: Eukaryota; Viridiplantae; Streptophyta; Magnoliopsida; Brassicales; Brassicaceae
Source: the annotation of a GenBank genome assembly
GAGAAAAAAAAAAGGAAAAGAAAACUCAGAUCUAACAAAAUUUCCGAUCUGAACAUUCACACCACACCAUGGAGGAAGAAGACGAGACUCAGUCGCCGCAAUCUCCUGGCGAUUCCUUAUCCCCAGCUCCCCCUUCUCCUCCUCCGAUUUUACCCACGAGCGACGUCACGGUGGCCUCCGCGACGAAACCGCCUCAAUCUCCGUCGAAAAACGCGUUAGCUCUAGUGGUCCACACUCCUUCAGUCACCACCGGCGUCGGAGGCGGCAGCAACAACAGAAACGGACGAAGCGGAGGCGGAGGAAGAGACGAUUGCUGGAGCGAGGAAGCGACGAAGGUCCUAAUCGAAGCGUGGGGGGAACGAUUCUCGGAGCCAGGGAAGGGGACGUUGAAGCAGCAGCAGUGGAAGGAAGUGGCUGAGGUUGUGAACGAGAGUCGUCAAUGCAAGUAUCUCAAGACCGAUGUUCAGUGUAAGAACAGGAUCGAUACGGUUAAGAAGAAGUAUAAGCAAGAGAAGGCCAAGAUCGCUUCUGGUGAUGGGCCUAGCAAAUGGGUUUUCUUCAAAAAGCUCGAGGCUUUGAUCGGUGGCGGUGGAAACGCUUCUAAGUCCUCUGAGAAGGCUCCAAUGGGACGACGUGGGGUUGGUUUGAAGAGAGGCUCUGAUUCGAUGCGGUGGCAUUUUAGGAAACGGAGUGCUUCCGAGACUGAGUCUGAGUCUGAUCCUGAUCCUGAACCUGAGGCUUCUCCUCCUGACUCGGCUGAGAGUCUGCCACCCAAGCGGUUGAAGAUGGAUGAUUCAGGAGGGAGUGGAGUUGGAGUUGGAGAGGUGGCCAAGGCGAUUCUCGGGUUCACGGAUGCUUAUGAGAAGGCGGAGACUGCUAAGCUUAAGCUGAUGAUGGAGUUGGAGAAGGAGAGGAUGAAGUUCGUUAAAGAGAUGGAGUUGCAGAGAAUGCAGUUUUUGAAAACUCAGAUGGAGAUAACGCAGAACAAUCAAGAGGAGGAGAGGAGCAAGCCAAGGAUCAAUGAUGAUGAUGAUGUCAAGAAUAAUGGAAAUGUAAGUAGCUGACAAUUGAAGACUCAGGAUGUUUUAUUAUGAUAUUGCAAUGAUUAAAAACGUCUCUAGAUUUGCUGGAUUAGGAUUUAAUGUUGUUGUUGUCGUCGUUAUUGUGCUUUGUGGGAUGUGUAAAUGUAGAACUCUGAUCGUCAUCAUCAUCAUGCUGUUGUUGUUGUUAUGCUAUCUUGUCUGAAACAUAGGCAAAUU